Molecule: messenger RNA, 9147 nt
Organism: Dunckerocampus dactyliophorus (ringed pipefish)
Lineage: Eukaryota; Metazoa; Chordata; Actinopteri; Syngnathiformes; Syngnathidae
Gene: mcm9
Product: minichromosome maintenance 9 homologous recombination repair factor
Exons: 15
Coding region: 5082-8543 (1153 amino acids)
Biological process (GO): double-strand break repair via homologous recombination
Cellular component (GO): nucleus; MCM complex
Molecular function (GO): single-stranded DNA helicase activity; ATP binding; single-stranded DNA binding
Source: RefSeq, a predicted model, not a curated record
AUACUUUACAUGUACCAAUACAAGUUUAAAAUAAUAAAGAGCAGCUAUUUUAACAUCUACCAUAAUGCAUCACUGCCAGAAGAGCCGUUCAUCAGGGGUCUCAAACUCACCGCUCGCGGGCCAUUUGUGGACCCCCAAAUCGUACCUUGAGGCCUGUGACUGGACAUCAAAGAGUAGUGUAACUGCCGCCCGCAGCAUCAGGGCAAGCUCAGUGUUACUUACAGGAGCAAGUAAACACCAACAGUGGUGUUAUCACAUGGGUGUAUUGUGAAUUGUAAUUGAGUUUGAGACCCCUGAUCUACAUAGUGUAAAUGGAUGGCGCUGCAAUGUUGCCUCUGUCCACCAGAUGGAACCAUAGGAGCCCAGAGGGAGGCUGAUGUCACUGCAGCGCCACAAUGAAUGUGUCGCUCAGACGCAAUGCCUUAUGGGAAAACUUUAAAAUGUUGUUUAUUUAUUUUAAACUUGUAUUGGUACUUGUUUGUAUAUUUCUGAGGUAUACUUUUGAAGUGUUAAGUUGCUGUUUUAUGAAUUUAGUGUUCUCAGUAAGAUAACACUGUGAGUCAGACUGUUCUGUUGUUAUACUGUUAUGUAUAAUGACCUCCCGCAAUUUCCAAUGGGUUGACACGCUUGUUGUGAGCGCACUGAUGGCUUGUGAUUGGCUCCUGCCAAACAAAGAGCUACCGUUUCCUCACUGACUUGCAAUUUUGCCAUAGAUUAGCCGCACCGCUGUAUAAGGGUUCAAAUCUUAAGUAAAAAGUAGUGGCUUAUCAGUGGAAUUUACGGUAGUCAAAAAAUACACAUAUUCGAGCAAAUUUUAUUAAUUUGUUGCUAGCAUAAAACUGGCUAAAUGAAGUAAAAUACAAAUAUAAGGCAUUCAGAAGACGCAUUCAAAUACGUUGUGAUGAUAUGUGGUAUUCUACACUUGGUUACUAGGUGUCAGUAAUGUUACUGUAAUACUGGGUGAGACACACAAGCACCAAACCUCAUCACCAGAAUAGGCUUUUAUUGCAGGUUUGAAUGAUCUCACAACAGGCACAAUAAUUCCUAACACGGGCUAUUGUUGUGGCCGUAACCCACACCAAGCUUAAACCUAAAGUCUGAAACCCCAAUGUCACGUCCUUUCCACACACCAGUACGAGUCUUUAAAUCAUUUAUGUCCUAAAUGUCUUAUUUACUCUUAUUAGGUCUUCUAUAUUGGGUAAUAGUAGUGUAAUGGUGACUAUAUUAUUUAAUUUCCAGAGGGCUCUAAUAAUGUUAAAUGUGUAUUUCGGAGGUGGUUAACGGGUUUUCUAUGCUCCAACUAUAAAAAUAUUCCAUGUAUAAAUAAGGAAUCCUACUUUGCGGAAAUUCACUUAUCACUGUCGGGUCUGGCACCAAUUAACCACUUUAAACAAAGGAUUACUGAGUCAUGAGUCAAAGUGAAUGACAAGACACAUAUUGAGUCAUUGAAUAAAACAAUCAUGGACUGUGAACGUCACCUUCCUCUUGAUGUUCUCCAGCAGGUCAUCCUGUCCUUGUUGGAAAAAAGCAUGCUGAAACUCCACAGGGCCAUCUCUCUCCUGCUUGACAACGCCUUGGUCAGGGUGCAUCACUUUACGGAAUCCAUCUGCAUGAAUUAGGAUGUGUACAAUCAAUGACAGGUCUUGUCAUGACAAACACAGUUUACAUUGUAGCUGUAAAGACAAUGCUGUACAAUGUAGAUUGUGUACAGGAAGUAUUCACAGCACUUCACUUUUUACACAUUUUCUUGUGUUACAGCUAGCUGCCACUUCAUAAUCGCUUUCUUAAAUCGAUUAAUGUGAAGCUUGUUGUUUUGAUUAAUGGAGUUAAUUAAUGGGUUAGGCACUAGACAGAACAAAUCAAUAUUAACCAAACAAACAGUUAGUGGUUUGUAGGGCUGUCUUCCACUAAGAAUUUUCAUAGUCGAUUGUGGCGACAGAGACAAAUAAACAAAUCUCAUUUGUGACUUUUUCCACCUAAAAGAAUGACUCAGUUAAACAAAUAAACAUGGUAGGUGAGCAAGAACCUUAAUUUAUUUUGUGACACAGAAAGCAAGACGAACAAAACCGGAACACGGUCCAUGUCGGCACACAUCAAAAAAGUGUACAUAGAAUAGGAACAACAUGGCUUGAAACAACAACUUGCCAAAACUCUCAGUCAGCAGCCUCAUUUCUUGGAUUUAAAUUCGCUGUUGGCAUAUAAAAUGACGUUGGCGUAUCAGCCUUACCUGUUUUAAAUGAUACAACAUAUUGGUUGUUGUAAUAUUUAAGAAGCUGCUAACACAAGUUGCACUUUACUUUCUUGGCCUCAUCUUUAUUCUUUUCAAGUAUUCAAGUCUUUUUAGUAGCCAUUAUGAGCCAAUAAGUCUGUCAGUGUUGACGGUCGUCCUAGCGCUCACCUCAGCUCCUUUGGAUUGUGAAACUGCAGCAGGUAAUUUUAUUAAUGCACAUGAGGCUGAUUUGGUAUCAUGUAUAACAAAAACAAAGACAUUCUAUGUAAAGAUAUAUGCUCAGCAGCAGCCGUGGUCACCCCCAUGUAGUCAGAAUGCUACAAUCUUCAUCACAACAUUUUUGUAUGAUUUGACGGUGAGAUUGAUAGUUGAAUCAGAUAGGGGUGCAACAAUACCUUGAAUAAUUCGAUUACCUUGAUUACAAUAUUAUCAUCAAGGGUUUUUUUUCUGCCUCAAGGAAUUGCUUAUGUUACCAACGCCCUUACGUCACCCACGCAGGGGGCGAAGAGGCGAGAGAACGCGACAAGGUAACGAACGAGAAAAAAAAACAAUGUACAGAGUGAACCCUUGAGGUGACUGACAAGGAAAACAGACACACAUGCACAUGGUAAUAUCUGGAGUACAGGAAAAUUUGUUGAGAUCAUUUUAUCUUGUGAUUAAUUUAUUUACUUCUUAUUGCGAGACAUUUUUUUGCUGAGCUGGAACAUAAGAAAAUGUGUAAAAAGUGAAUACUUUCCAGAUACACUGCAUGUUGAUAGGAAUACAAGUCCAAGUAAAAAGAGAAACAUGUUUACACUGCCUCAAAAUAUGAAAUUUGAUUCCAUUGUACAGUGGAAUCUAUACAUUCAAAACACCCAAUUUUCCAACCAUUUCUGAAAAGCUGCAGCUCUAAAAUUGCACUAAACUUUGGGGUUUAUACAAGAAUCGUCCUAUAUGAUGUCACGUGUGACUUCACCUCGUUAAACAGUUGAACUACAGCUUUAACUGCAUGUUUUCGCUUCCUACAAUGUAUUUGGAUCUGUGAUGUUGCUUGAGUGAUGUCACAGACGGGUUGCCACAUAAAUGUGCUACACAUCUGUCCAGGCUGCUUAGUACAAGAUAGCUAAAACAACACUGAAAGGAAUGUACACAAAGUCAUCUGUGCUCAGUCUUUCUAAUAUGUCAUUUUUGUCUCUACAUGGUCAUUUUUGUCUCUACAUGUGUCGCAUCUGGAGGAGAGACUACAAUAAUUUAAUAACAUCUUUAUUUUGACUUUGUGGAUUAUUUCUCUAGCUUUCUAUUAAGAACGUUGUGAAAUGUAACAGCGGAGGAGUGAGUGCUAUACAGUCGGCUAUGUUGGGUGUUUGUGUGUAUGCGUGCGUGUAUAUGUGAACCCCGCACACCCAAAGCUCUAAACCAGGGGUGUCCAAAAUGCGGCCCAAGGGCCAUUCGUGUGUGUGUGUAUAUAUAUAUAUAUAUAUAUAUAUAUAUAUAUCCUUCAGAGUGCAUGUAAGACAAGUGAAGGCUUACACAUGUUGAGCUGCCUGAUGAAGCUGGCCAUGUUGUUGUGCUUGAAGAACUUGGGGAGAAUCUCCUUGGCAAAGCGCUGCUCAUCCAGCACCAGGAAACUAUUGCCCUCCUGAAAAGCAAAGCAGAUGCAGCAUGAUUAUACUGAUAUCAAUUAUUACGUCCAAAUGUCACCAGGAAUAAGUGCUUUUGGACUGGAUAUCCUUACGAGCGACUGUGAUAGCUUAAUAUCCAAGUUUAGAUCAAACCAGAUGGGAUUUAUGCUGGAACAAUUUUACAAAACAUGUGAGCGUGUUACUGAAGGACUCAAGGCAAGUAGCGAUGGCUAAGUUGACGCAAGGCUAAUCAGCGUCACGGAUGGCUUUUUUGUGUUAGCUUCUCUAGCAUGCAAAUGCUAUGUGCACAUUUAGCUUUACCUGACUCCAACAGAUAAGUUCAUUGGUGUCCGCAUCUUCCACCAGCGUCCACAGCUUGGUGAGGAAACCUGGGACGUUCGAGUUGUGUUUCAUCUCAAAAACACAAGGACAUUAACAAAGAAUCAGCGACGUUUCCUCUACUUUCGACUGCUAAUGGUUGCACCAAUGUGUCUCGUGUUGUGGAUACUCAUACAACAUCCGGUUGCAGUGGUUGCCGCUGAUUGGCCAAACACCUGUUUUACGUAACGCCCUUCACUCACGUGGGGUUCCUCACAUGCGAACAAAGUUUUAGUUGUCGUGAUAAACACGUGCCUUUCCACCUUUUUGUUCUUAUUUCCAAUUUUGCAAUGGCCGUUGUGUAAGCUGUUUAGGUUCCCAAUGUUGAGAUUCAAAAUGCAUUCAUGUCUGUUUCGUCCAAAAAAUUAUAUUUGUGAAAAAUAGUUUUAAUCUGAAAACCUACUGCAGUUGUUUCCUGUACUUUGGGAUAAUUUGUCCCCGAUCCUUACGCAGGUGGUGCGUGUAUUGUCUUAGUCACUUCUGGUCAGUUUGAUCAAUAGCAAAUAUCGAAGGACAUUGUGUUCUAAAAGUAAAUGGUACACACAAUAUAUCCGUGCUUUCUACGUUGAAGGAGUUGAGUUGUGCGAGGAAGGGCUGCCUGUGAGAACAAAAUGGGUCACAUUGUUUGUUCUGAGUUACCGCGGAACUUACCGCGGAACUCAAGGGUGCGUCUGACGUUUCCACAAAAAAGUUAGUUUGUGCAACGCUAUUGUGUGUGUCUAAUUACAAUUAGACUACUAGUUUCAUCACAAGCGACACAAUUAGGCCUAAAUUAAGACCCAAAGUGAUGCAGGGGCAGCUAAAAAAGUAGAUUUUUCGAUGUUGAAGAGGACGUCUUCUACGAGACACAGAAAGUGUGUGAUGUGGUCGUCAUGGCGAUGAGUGGAGAACAGGAGGCUUUAAUCAGCCAAAUGUUUGAAGCUUAUGUUGCAGAAUAUCAUCAUGACGACAUUGUCCAGCUCUUUGCAGGCGACAGUGAAGAUGUUCAUCAGCCUCUUGUUAUCAAUGCUAUGACACUCUUUGAAGCCAAUAUGGAGAUUGGCGACUAUUUCAAUGCCUAUCCAAAUGAUGUUCUGGCAAUAUUUGACAAAGUGUUGCACAAGACAGUGCUUGAGUUGUCAAAGAAAGCCUCGAGCAAUCAGUCUGGAGGACGAUCACAUGAAGAGCCCGGAAUCAAACACACUCUCCAUGCCCGCAUUACAGGUCUACCAGUGUGUCCAGAGCUCAUCAGAGACACAAUUCCCCGGUCCAGGGAUGUGGGCCACUUCUUAUCUGUCACUGGGACUGUAAUACGCACCAGUGUUGCCAAGGUGCUGGAGUACGAGCGUGAUUACAUGUGCGCCAAGUGUCGCCAUGUUUUUGUGCUGCAGGCAGACUUCAGCCAGUUCUAUUCCUUUUUCCCGCCACCGACCUGCCCUAAUCCGGAUGGCUGUAACUCCUGCAAGUUCACUUGUCUGUCUGGAGGCGCCGAGCCAGCCUCCUGCAAGGAUUACCAGGAGAUCAAAAUACAAGAGCAAGUACAGAGGUUGUCAGUGGGCAGUAUUCCUCGUUCUAUGGUCGUGGUUCUGGAGGAUGACCUGGUGGACAUGUGUAAAUCUGGAGAUGAUGUUACUGUUUACGGAGUCAUGUGCCAGCGCUGGAAACCCUUUUAUGACGGCUCUCGCUGUGACGUGGAGCUGGUCCUCAAAGCCAACAACAUGGAAGUCAACAACCAGCAGGGUGCUGCUGCUCUGCUCAUAGAGGAUGUUCAAAAGGAAUUUGAAGAAUUCUGGGAGCUCCACAAACAUGAUCCCAUAACCGGCAGGAACCAGAUCCUGUUGAGCCUAUGUCCUCAAGUCUUUGGCAUGUACGUGAUUAAACUGGCGGUUGCCAUGGUGCUAGCUGGUGGGGUGCAGAGAAUAGAUUCCUCUGGAACCAAGAUCAGAGGUGAAUGCCACAUGUUGCUUGUUGGAGAUCCCGGCACUGGGAAGUCUCAGUUCUUAAAGUAUGCAGCUAAGAUUAUGCCUCGCUCCGUACUCACUGCUGGAAUUGGCUCCACAAGUGCAGGACUGACGGUCGCAGCAGUAAAGGAUGGAGGUGAUUGGCAUCUGGAGGCAGGGGCCCUGGUCCUCUCAGAUGGAGGAUUAUGCUGCAUUGAUGAAUUCAACAGCAUCAAAGAACACGACCGCAUCAGCAUCCACGAGGCCAUGGAACAGCAGUCCAUUAGCGUGGCCAAGGCCGGUAUGGUGUGUAAGCUGAACACUCGCACUACUAUUCUGGCAGCUACCAACCCCAAGGGCCAGUACGAUCCCAAUGAAGCACUGUCCGUCAACGUAGCACUCGCCAGCCCUUUGCUGAGUCGCUUUGACCUGGUUCUGGUUCUGCUGGACACCAGAAACGCAGAGUGGGACCGCAUCAUCUCCUCUUUCGUUCUGGAGAAUAGAGGACUGCCCUCUGAGAGCUCCACCCUGUGGUCCAUGGAGAAAAUGAAGGCUUAUUUUUGUGUGAUAAAGCGCUUGCAGCCGCAGGUUUCUGAGGAGGCCAAGUGCAUCUUAUCAAGGUACUACCAGCUGCAGAGACAGAGUGAAGGCCGCAACGCUGCACGCACGACCAUCCGCAUGCUGGAGAGUUUGAGCAGACUGGCUGAAGCUCAUGCCAGGCUCAUGUUUCGAGAGACUGUGACGAUAGAGGACGCUGUCUUGGCCGUCUCUGUCAUGGAAUCUUCCAUGCAGAGUGGUGGGCUGCUCGGCAGCGUAAAUGCAAUACUCACCUCCUUCCCCGAUGACCCAGGCCGACAGUACCAGACCCAGUGUCAGGUACUACUGGAAGCAAUGAACCUCCCACUUCUGCUUCAGAAGGAGAUGGACCGAGUGAGCAGGCUGAGGAGCAACAUCACAGGGGCUUGCAGCUCCACUAAUACUGACCAGCAGCAACUUGGACACACAAGCUCAAUCAGCAAAACACAAGCUGACAUGGCAAAGGAGAGGAAGGCUGCCACUGAGCUGGAGACGGGCUUGGACUGGUUUCAUUCCAUUACACCGUCUCUAUCUGCAUAUCCAAUGUCGUCAACUCAAAUGGACUCCGAUCCAAAACCAAACUCCAGUUUGUCAAGUCAUCUCAGCUUAUCAAUCAACCAAAAUCUUAUUUUAGAUACAGCUGCCUUUGAGGAACAAGGACUGAUUGGAGAAAAAAGCCACAAAGCUCAAGAGAGUCUAGAAGAGUCGGAGAGAAGACGCAACAAGCCUUCAAGCAGUGUGAUUCAGAAAGUGGGUAAAAACCUAAGAGAUAGACGAGUCAAGGAGUUGCAGCAUCAACACCAGCCAGGAGAACAAGGAGAAAGUGGUGGAACGUCCAAAACUUUCUUGAAUCAAAGUAAACCGGACGAUGGCGGGCGUGUUCCAUUAGAGGAGGACGUCGGAGCCUGUCACACAGCACCUAAAAACCUUAGCACUGUGUUACGAGAAAAGAUGGCCGCUUCUGUCGGAACUGAUCCGGAUAUUUGUGCCAAGUUUUCAGGUUUCACAUUCAAACCAAGGAAGAUGAGAGCGUUCAUCCACAACCUUAAUGCCCAUGCACAGGUCCAACAGGAAGACGAGCCAGAGGUAGGCAGAGAUGGAGGAAACGGAGAAGGCAGACAACGCCAACAGAGGGAUGGAAGUGGAGCUGAUGUCGCCUCUGCAAUCACAAUCCAUGACUAUGAGGAAAGGAAUGAAACACAGCAAAAGCAAGAUGGAGGCCAGUCGAGCUGUGUCAGCGAUAAUGCAGCUUUCUGUUUGCUGGAGAAGGAAACUGAAGUUCAAGGCAGUGGCAGAAUAAAGCCAGCAGAGGACACAGGACUUGUGUGUCCUGAUGUUGAUGGGACUAAAGAUUGCUUCAUACUUGUAAGGGCACCUGCUCAGAAACCAGCAGUUAACCCCUCAACCCUUGCUAAACUCUCAAGAUUCUCUUUCACUGCCACAAGCAAUCCAUCACACCUGGAAAGGAACCCUCAAACAAGUCCACCUAAAAGAGACUGUGUCCAGUCUUUGAGGACUACUCAAGGCCAACUCAGUCCCUCGAGAAAGAGAACGAGAACUACAUUGGACAACAAGAUUAAGGCCGCAUCAUCCUUCCUGCUCUCUCCUGAUCUGGGCCAUGGACUAGUGACGAGUGACAGACCAAUGCCCGACGGUGGUAGAGAUCCAGUGAAAAUGGUGAAACAACCCCCGAUGAAGAAGAGAAAGUGUUUUGAACUGGGUCCUCCAAGUGGCUCAUGUGCUUCCAGAGAUGUUUGUCUCUUUGGCUCAGCCGAGCUCACUGAUGAUGUUCUUGACACAGACUGGGACAAAGAGAUAGCCAAGAAAACCCAUUUGUGACGCCAAGUUCACUUCUUUCUUCUUCUUUGUGUGCUACUAUUACAUAUAACAAAAACUACCAACUAGUCCAGAAAAUAAACUUUUUCAAUCUACUACAUUGAAAGAGUGAAAUUUAUUGAUUGUCUUAUGAUCAUUUUUGCUAUUGUGACAAAUACGUCAGAUCAGGCUUUCCAUAGGAAUUUGAAGGCUAAAAGUGCAAUAGGAUAUUUUCCUAGCUUGUUUUCUAUGAAUCCAUUGAAGAAAUAUAGUAACAAGAGUUGAAAGCAUGACAAAUAUUACAUGCAUUUCAAGAAAAACUGCAUUUUUAACAUUUUGCCCAUCAUCCACAAUCCUUACGUUAGACACGAUUACACAUCAUUCCCUGUUUUGUGCGUUCGAAAGAGAGGGAAACAGCUAGCACGAGGCAGCUAAUGAUACACGUAAUGGGACUCCCCUAUUUCAACUAUGAAGCCCUCUAAAAAAACUCCAAAAAUGCCAAUGUUUCAUUUACAUAAUGUAAAUUCAUCCAUCCAUUUUCUGUGCAUCUUAUGCUUAUUAGGGUCGUGAGGGUAUCCCAGCUAAUCUCAGCGAAAGGCGGGGUACACCCUGGACUGGUUGCCAGCCA